Prunus armeniaca (apricot) is the source of this 399-nucleotide messenger RNA. Lineage: Eukaryota; Viridiplantae; Streptophyta; Magnoliopsida; Rosales; Rosaceae. The record is from the annotation of a GenBank genome assembly.
AUGGCAACAAGACCCUUUACUGGUUCCUCUAGAAAAAUUUCUGGAACUCAAACAGAGCUCCCACGAAAAGAAACUGAAUCACAGCUCCCGCAAAACAGAACUAGUGAGGCAGAAAAUUGCAACCAGACUUGGAACAUUCGUGAGAAUGUAAUUACGGCAACAGAAAGCAGAAACGUUGGGGUUUUCGACUUCAACAACGAAUAUCAUGAAAGUGGUGCUGUUGAUCAUCAUCAAGGAAGGAAGGGUCAAAACAAAACUGACUACAACAUUGAUGGCAACAAGAUUGAUUCAAAAGAAGGGGAGUUUGUUGGGAUCAGUAAAUUUGGCAACAAGUACUGCAACUCGAGGAAAGACGAAGCAAGAAGCUCGAGCGAAGAAGAAGGAACGAGCAAGCCAUGA